AUGAAACCCCCGUCCAUUUGCCAGGUCGUUGUUGUGGACCAGAAGACCGGCGAGGGAGAAAUGCGAGCGAAACAGCCGCCGAAUUGCGAGACGAAGAAAUCAUACAAGUUUGAAAUCACGGCCUGGGGCUGCGGAGGCGAAGUUUCGAAAAGGGGGUUCCUUGAAGCUGGGAGUGCGAUUAAUCUUCGACGUUAUUACCGCCAGCCGACUGGUGUCGAUAAGUGA
Molecule: messenger RNA, 225 nt
Organism: Notodromas monacha
Lineage: Eukaryota; Metazoa; Arthropoda; Ostracoda; Podocopida; Cyprididae
Source: the annotation of a GenBank genome assembly